Molecule: messenger RNA, 1501 nt
Organism: Gymnodraco acuticeps
Lineage: Eukaryota; Metazoa; Chordata; Actinopteri; Perciformes; Bathydraconidae
Product: zinc finger and SCAN domain-containing protein 2-like
Exons: 2
Coding region: 175-1155 (326 amino acids)
Biological process (GO): regulation of transcription by RNA polymerase II
Cellular component (GO): nucleus
Molecular function (GO): RNA polymerase II cis-regulatory region sequence-specific DNA binding; DNA-binding transcription factor activity, RNA polymerase II-specific
Source: RefSeq, a predicted model, not a curated record
CCGACUGGCUGCGGCUGCAGCUGGACCCUUCUCCAGUGAGGGACGGAAGGAUUGCAUUUAAGAGAAGUGAGAUGCAGCCACAGUGACAAUUGUGCAGCGGCAAGCAGAAGUAAAAGCUUCAAACAUUGAAUAACAGCAGCAGAAGAAGCGACAUUAUUCCUCUGCGUGUGAAAGAUGUCCAGACUUCAGAGUCUAAAGCAGUAUAUCAACCAGCGGCUCACUGCGGCUGUCGAGGACAUAUUUGAGCACUUUGAAAGAACAAUAACCGAGUAUGAAGAGGAGAUGGACCUCCGACACCGGAAACUGUGCGAGUUGGUUUCAAGACCUGAAGUACAUCUGCAGACAGAAGCAGAUGUCCAGCAGCUGUUGGUGGUUAAUGAAGAGGUUCCCCCUGAGCAGCAGGAAGGCCAGGAAAACCCAGAGCCCCCCCCACACAUAAAACAGGAACAGGAGGAACCCUGGAGCAGUCAGGAGGGAGAGCAGCUUCAAGGGCUGAAUGAAGCAGAUAUCACCAAGUUCACCUUCACUCCUGUCCCUGUGAAGAGUGAACAUGAUGAAGAGAAACCUCAGUCCUCACGGCUUCAUCAAAGACAAACUGAACACAUGGAAGCAGAAGCUGAUGGAGAGGACUGUGGAGGACUAGAACCAGCCAGGGACUCAGAUCCAGAGAGACAUUUACUACCAGGGACUGAGGACAAGAAACCAUUUGGAUGUGCAGAGUGUGGGAAAAGAUUUGGAAAGGAAACACAUCUGAAUACACACAUGAGAACUCACACAGGAGAGAAACCAUUCAGCUGCGCGUUCUGUGAGAAAUCUUUUACACAGAGCGGAAGUUUACAGAAACACAUUAGAAUCCACACUGGAGAGAAACCAUACAAUUGCUCAGUAUGCGGUAAAGCUUUCAUUGAAAGUGGAAAUCUGACAAGACACAUGAUAACUCACACAGGAGAGAAACCCUUCAGCUGCUCAGUUUGUGCGAAAACCUACAGAAGCAAGGCUGACCUCAGGAGACACAUGAGAACUCACACAGGAGAGACUCUCUUUAGCUGCUCAUUUUGUAACCGCAAAUUUCCCUGGCGUUAUCAGGUCAAUACACAUAAAUGUGUUGGUCGUCAGUCCUCACAGCUUCAUCAGACUCAAAGUGAGGAGAACUGAGAGGCAGAGCCAGGAGCUGGAGACUCUUCAAGGGUUCACAUAUCCAUGGAAAGUCUGCAAAAUGUUUGAAAUGCUAAAGUUCCAUACCGUUUUCUGUUUAACUAAUUGUCACAGUAAUCUUUCUUGGUUAUCCUUCCAUACAGUGUAACAUGUUCCAUACAUUACUGAUAAUUUAUUAGUGCGAAUGCUGUUUACAGCAUUCCACUAUAGCAGUGGUUCCCAAACUGUUUGUGCCCAAGGCACACCAAAGGACAAGUAAAAAUCUCAAGGCACACCUAUUGUGCAAAAUAGCCCUCAUAACACGUGUUAUCACUCAUAUCAUGUAAAAUAUCUGUAAAUGUGCAUA